Molecule: messenger RNA, 2580 nt
Organism: Branchiostoma belcheri (Belcher's lancelet)
Lineage: Eukaryota; Metazoa; Chordata; Leptocardii; Amphioxiformes; Branchiostomatidae
Product: cytoplasmic dynein 1 intermediate chain 2-like
Exons: 16
Coding region: 119-1948 (609 amino acids)
Biological process (GO): transport along microtubule
Cellular component (GO): cytoplasmic dynein complex
Molecular function (GO): dynein heavy chain binding; dynein light chain binding
Source: RefSeq, a predicted model, not a curated record
AAGAGUCCAAAGCUUCCGCCAUCUUGAUUCCGGUCUGACAAGUAGGAAGAAAUUUCGGUGCCUUUUUUCUCACCAACGGUCCUUGACAAGAACACUUGGCAACUGUCAUAGGUACAAAAUGGCGGACCGUAAGGCAGAACUAGAGCGGAAGAAGGCGCGGCUGGCGCAAAUCCGAGAGGAGAAGAAGAGGAAGGAGGAGGAGCGAAAACGACGAGACGCAGAAGAAGCUGCCAAGGCAAGCAAGAAAGGACCAGACCCUUCAGAAAUCGAACGGAAGCGGAUCGAAACAGAGCAACUGUUGAAGGACAUCGGUAUUGAAGAACAGAAGAGAGCUCAAGCUGCUGUCCCCUCCAUGGUUGCUGCUGAACCCCCAGGUGUAACACAGAAGAAAGCACCAGCGAGCGCCGACGAUCGGCCACUACCAACACUCGCGAGAAAAUCUAUGCGAGAAAAGCUGAGCCUGACGGACACCUCUGUCAUCAACAUCCCGCCUCGAGAGAAGGUCGCCUACAGCAAGGAGACACAGACUAUCGUGGAGGUGCAGGAAAAAGAAGAGUCCGAAGAGGAAAUCGAGCCACCCCCAGAGGUAGUAGAACCACCUCCAGACAAGAAGGAGGAGGAGGAGAAAGAAGAAGAAGCUCAGAGACCGCGAGAGUUGACAGAAGAGGAGAAACAGCAGAUCGUCCUGUCAGACGAGUUCCAAACCUUCAUCAACAACACCACCCGCGUCAUGGAGCGCGCACUCGCAGAGGACAUGGACAUCUUCUACGACUACGGCGGACAGGAUUUAGAAGAAAGGGAGGGUCCUGAAGCUGGUGCAAAGAUGUCCCUCCAGCGACAGUUUAACGAUGAGCGCUGGUCCCGCUACCGUACCGUGACAUACCUGGACUGGUCAGCACAGUAUCCAGAGUUGCUGGUGGCCUCCUACAACAACAAUGAAGAGUCACCCAACGAGCCUGAUGGAGUCUGUCUGGUCUGGAACAUGAAGUUCAAAAAGACCACACCAGAGUACAUCUUCCACUGUCAGUCUGCAGUGAUGGCUGCCACCUAUGCCAAGUUCCACCCUAACCUGGUGGUUGGUGGGACGUACUCGGGUCAGAUUGUGCUGUGGGAUAACCGCAGUAACAAACGCACGCCGGUGCAGCGGACACCACUCAGCGCAGCAGCUCACACUCAUCCGGUGUACUGUGUGGAUGUGGUGGGGACCCAGAACGCUCACAACCUGAUCACCGUGUCCACCGACGGCAAGAUGUGCUCCUGGAGUCUGGACAUGCUGUCCAACCCACAGGAGAGUAUGGAGCUCCAGCACAAGCAGUCCAAAGCUGUGGCCGUGACCUGCAUGUCCUUCCCUCCCAACGACGUUAACAACUUCGUGGUGGGCAGUGAGGAGAUGGCUGUGUACACAGGCUGCAGACAUGGCAGUAAAGCGGGUAUAAAUGAGAUCUUUGAGGGCCACCAGGGACCGGUGACCAGUAUCGACUGCCACCCUGCCACAGGGCAGGUGGACUUCUCCCACCUCUUCCUCACCUCGUCUUUUGACUGGACCGUCAAACUCUGGAGCGUGAAGCACCAGCGCCCUCUGUACUCGUUUGAAGACAACAGUGACUAUGUGUACGACGCCCGCUGGUCUCCUAUCCACCCGGCCGUGUUCGCUACCGGGGACGGCAUGGGCAGACUGGACGUCUGGAACCUUAACAAUGAUUCAGAGGUCCCCACAGCCAGCGUGACCCUUGACAUGCAGCCCGCCAUCAACCGUGUUCGCUGGCACUCGUCCGGACACCAGGUGGCCUGCGGCGACGCCGACGGAAAAGUCUGGAUAUACGACAUCGGAGAGCAAAUUGCAGUACCGCGGACAGACGAGUGGCAGAAGUUUGUACGAACGCUGAGCGACAUGCGAGCCAACAUGGUGGAUAGCCAGGACGAAGCCUUCACAUCACCUCUACGAUAAAACGACAUUAUACAUUAUAAAGGCAUGAAUCAGUAACUUCCAGUAACUUCCAGUAUUCCAUAUAUAUGUAUGGAAUGAUAGGUUGGUAUAAUUAAUUUACUAGAAGUUCCAGUUCAAGUUACUACUGUUCAAUGUUCAAGUUAUCACUGUUAUAAGUUAAAUCACUGCUUUUGUUGACCAAUAUCUUCAUAAAGUUAUACCAAGCACUCUAGUCCAAAUGCACAAUGGUUGAAGGAUGGUUGUAUGGACUAAAAAAUUGUGAGAGGGGGGCAAAGCCAAAAUGUGGUGGUUGGUUGGCUGUUUGGUUGAGUGCUGAAAUGCGGUGAAAGAAAACGGCGUGCAAACUGAUCCAAGCUGAAGCGAUCCUGGCUUAACUACAAGCUAAGUCUGGUGAAUUAAUCCAGAUUAAUUGCAUAAUUAAGUCUGGGUGGAUUAAUUGUAGACAUGCAAGACAUGCUAAAACAGCUUUGAAAGUACUGGUAGCUUUUACAAUAAGCGUUUAUAUUGUAUGGUCAUGCGUGGAUGAAAAAUUUCGGUUGACAAACCUUGCUGGAAAGAUGGCUAGAAUACUAUCAGUAUCUUGCGUGAUAGUGAUGAAAUGUUAUCAAAGAAGAUUAUGAUUAUAAAAAAUC